Molecule: messenger RNA, 1200 nt
Organism: Pseudovirgaria hyperparasitica
Lineage: Eukaryota; Fungi; Ascomycota; Dothideomycetes; Acrospermales; Acrospermaceae
Product: oxidoreductase
Exons: 3
Coding region: 218-1021 (267 amino acids)
Cellular component (GO): intracellular anatomical structure
Molecular function (GO): oxidoreductase activity, acting on NAD(P)H, oxygen as acceptor
Source: RefSeq, a predicted model, not a curated record
UUCCGUAGGUCGGCUAACGGUCGCCGAGUAAUAGUUUCGUGUGAAGAAAUGUGUUUGUCCCCCAGCCUCCGCACUGGGAGCGGCCUUUUCCCCGCAUAACAAGGUUCUCACCGAGUCACGAGUCCACAACUUUCAAGUCUGUCAUACGCAGAAAAUAAGAACAUCAGCAAACACCAAACAUACAACUUCUUCGACUACCCAUACAAUCACAUCAACAAUGCCGCUCUACCAGCCACCCAACGUGUCAGCCCCUGUCCUAUCUCAAUUCUCACUCGCCGGCAAGAUCGUGGCUGUGACGGGCGGCGCGCGAGGCAUCGGCGUCGAAAUCGUGCGUGGCCUCGCCGAGGCAGGUGCAGACGUAGCAGUCAUCUACAGCUCAUCCAAGGACGCACACGAGACAGCAGCAAACAUCGCGAAAGACACUGGUGUCCGUGUUGAAGCCUUCCAGGCCGAUGUCGGAUCACGAGACUCGAUCCUCAGCUGCAUCGACAAGAUCACAACGGAGUUCGGCCACGGAAAGCUCGAUGUCGUCGUUGCAAACGCAGGUGUAUGUGCGAACAUCCCGGCGCUCGAAUACACCGAGGAGACAUGGGCGGCGAACAACCGUGUCAACUAUGACGGCGUGAUGUGGACCGCGCAGGCGGCGGGAAAGGUGUUCAAGAAGCAGGGCAAGGGCAACUUUAUCAUCACGGCGAGUGUGAGUGCGACGCUGGUCAAUCUUCCUCAGCUCCAGGCGGCGUAUAAUGCGAGUAAGGCUGCGGUGGUGCACCUGGCGAAGUGUCUGGCGGUCGAAUGGGUGGACUUUGCGCGGGUCAAUUGUGUCUCGCCGGGCUUCAUUCAUACGGAUAUGAUCACUAUGCAACCUAAAGAGAUGAUGGAGCAGUGGCUGCAGAUGAUACCCGGAAGACGUAUAUGUCACCCUGCGGAAUUGAAGAGUGCUUAUGUGUUUCUGGCCAGCGAUUCGUGCUGCUACAUGACCGGAGCGAAUAUGGUCAUCGACGGCGGUUAUACUCUUCCGUGAGUGGAGGGAGUCCGUAAGUACACAAGGAGUGCAAUCAAGGCCUUAGCCAGGAAUUACUAUUGUUUAUUGUGCUUCAAGCCUACCUCAUCGGGACCAAUAUCAAGACAUUCUGAGCAAGAAAGUUUCCAAUCGAUCUUUUGUUUGUGUGAUGUCUGUGAGACAACAUUGUCAUAAUUCAU